AUCCCUCUCCGGCCAUCUUCUCCGAGCCAAAAUUCGCCUCACUGUGAGCACCUCGAACCUCGAAAUCGAAUCAAUCGAAGAGUUCCUUCAGGUACAAAGAUGAAUACAAAUGAGUGGAGAUCAACUCGAGGGAUCAGACGGAGGAAAGCUGUGUUUGAUCUUAAUGUGGCACCCACUGAUCUUGAAGGGACCUCCGCUUCCGUAAGAGCAGCUCCCAUUGUGCCUAGCUGUGAUCUUCAAAGAGAGUCUGUGCCUUCUCAGCCUGCUCCGGCCAUGAUUGAUGUAGAUGCUAUUGAAGAUGAUGUCGUUGAAUCAUCCGCAAGUGCUUUCGCUGAGGCUAGAAGUAAAUCAACAGGUGCACGUCGGAGACGGUUACUGGUUGAUGUAGAGUCAGGUGAACGGGUGAGUGCAGGUGGUACGACUAGAUUGACUCCCAACAAACGGAGAAGGGUUCCUCCUAAUCAACCUGUCAUCGACUGUGAGCAUGUGCAGAGUGUGUGUAGCUCAAAGGCUCCACCUCCUCCACCAGAAGAGCCGAAAUUCUCUUGUCCAAUUUGUAUGUGCCCGUUCACGGAGGAGAUGUCAACGAAAUGCGGUCACAUCUUCUGCAAGGGAUGUAUAAAGAUGGCAAUAUCUCGCCAAAACAAGUGCCCUACUUGUAGGAAAAAGGUGACUGCGAGAGAGCUGAUUCGAGUCUUCCUUCCAACUACUAGAUGAACAUUAACACCCACCUUUGUCUAGUGGUUUGUCUUGACUCUAUCCUCAAAUUCGCGUUGGAACAUUGGAUGGACUUCGAGGAAUUGACGUUUUAGUUUGAAUGUUUCACUUUGUUGGAAGAAAAAAAAAACUUCAUUGGUCAAGAAGGCCAUAUCAUUGGUAAUUGUCAAAUUACUAGUUGUUGUCUUAUGUAAUUUAGAUCUUUGCAAACCUCAGUUGAUGCCUCUCUCUCUGUUACUGAU
Messenger RNA from Brassica oleracea var. oleracea, 959 nucleotides. RefSeq names its product E3 ubiquitin-protein ligase RFWD2-like. Lineage: Eukaryota; Viridiplantae; Streptophyta; Magnoliopsida; Brassicales; Brassicaceae. The record is from RefSeq and is a predicted model, not a curated record. The transcript has 4 exons. Bases 100 to 717 code for a protein of 205 amino acids.